UUACACUCAUUCCUCAUAUCAACUCACUUAUUUACUUAUUUAUUAUUAUCACUUCACUCGUUGAACUCCUCACUUCUAUAAAUACCUCCACUCCAAAUCACACACAAAUUAACAAACCCUAAAACACUAACGAACAAUCCAAAACAUAGAACUAUGACAUCGGUGCCGGUCCGGGCGCCAACACGCGGUGGUGGUGGCGGAGGUGGAAGCAGGUGGUGUCCCACGCCGGAGCAGGUGAUGAUGCUAGAGGGAAUGUAUAGAGGUGGCCUGAAAACACCAACAGCAACUCAGAUACAACAAAUCACUGCAAGAUUGUCUAUUUAUGGCAAAAUUCAAGGCAAAAAUGUGUUCUACUGGUUUCAGAAUCACAAGGCUCGUGACCGCCAAAAGCUUAGAAAGAAAUUAAUGGUGUUGUACCAGCAACAUCGUCUUUAUCCUACUCAUCAUCAUCCGUUUCUUCCUCUUCAUCAGGUUGCUGGAGUUGAAGAUUCAUCAGAAUGCAAACCAUCGAUGAACAACUGGAAGGUGGAUAUCCCAUCUGAUAGCACCUGCAAACUCACAUGUGAUUGCUCACUCAUGACAAUGAUGACAAUGGAUCAUUAUGCUACAACUCCAUAUUGCACAAGAUUACCACCCAAAACCCUACAACUCUUCCCACUCACCACCAUGGAUCUCAAAGAAGCUGAUGAUCUGUCCACCACCUCCAAACCCUAAUCUACUUUUGACUUAAUAUUAAUGAUCAUAUAGUAGUAAUAGGUGAUAAUCAGUUAAGGAAACUAAUCUAGGGUGGUAGGGUUAGAUUAGGGUUAGGGUUUUAAAAUAACUUGUGGUUUAUUUAUGUCACUAGGCCUUUUGGUAGCAAUGUAGUACUGGUACUAUAUAUAAAGAAAGAUGAAUGAUCAGAAUUGUUGCCUAACAAGCUAGCAUAUUCAGUGUUU
Molecule: messenger RNA, 938 nt
Organism: Helianthus annuus (common sunflower)
Lineage: Eukaryota; Viridiplantae; Streptophyta; Magnoliopsida; Asterales; Asteraceae
Product: putative WUSCHEL-related homeobox 2
Exons: 2
Coding region: 154-714 (186 amino acids)
Biological process (GO): plant organ development
Molecular function (GO): DNA-binding transcription factor activity; DNA binding
Source: RefSeq, a predicted model, not a curated record